Mercenaria mercenaria is the source of this 12526-nucleotide messenger RNA. RefSeq lists its product as uncharacterized. The transcript has 3 exons. Bases 1053 to 1757 code for a protein of 234 amino acids. The record is from RefSeq and is a predicted model, not a curated record. Lineage: Eukaryota; Metazoa; Mollusca; Bivalvia; Venerida; Veneridae.
AUUUUUCAUCAAUUCUGACGAUUGUUUCAUUUUACCUGAAAUAGUCUUAAGUUUGUCGGUUACGAGUGAAUUACAGUGUGUUUUUUCUUUGUACCGAAUUUCACUGCAAUUAUUUGCAAUUACGCUUAUUUGUUGAAAUAUUCAUGCCGAGUUGUGGAAAACAGUUAAAUCUGUGGGACUAGAAAGGAAAUAGCUAUUUGUAUCACAAAGUAAUUGACUAAUUAGAGAAAUGUUGUGAAAAAUGCUUGUUUUGUGAAAAUGGGUUUCUAUAGAAACAGUUUUAAAUGAGAUUUUAUUAUAUAGAAGAACUAGAGUCAGUUUAAAACAUUGAAAAUGCUGGAUACAGCUGGAAUAUUAAUAUAUUGAAUGAGUCAGACAUAGAUUUCUUUAUUUUGAAAUUGACAGAAAAAAAUGAUAAAAACUGAAAUAGGUUUGCUACAAAGAUUUGUGGGCUAUUGUGGAUAUAUAGGAGAUAAAUUCUAGUUUGUUGUGCAUAAAUGUGGCAUUGAACUAGGUUCCUGGACUCUGUUUCACGUUCAGCAUUAUCGCGAAGCGGGAUGUUUCACAUUGUCCUAUCGGGAUAUUUCAUAUCUUCCUAUUGACUGUAAAGUUCAAAAGCAGGAAAAAUGCAUUAUCAUAAAGAUAUAACACUCCGUCUUAAGAUUGUUAUUGUAUGUACAUUUUAAAAAAAGUGCCGCUGAUAACCUUUUGGUAGUGAGGUUAUCAUGGAACGCUACUUCCUUCUGUGUCUCCAAUGAUAACAGAAAAUUGUCAAUAUUUAAUAACCCUUCUAAUGACAGUUAAAUUGAACUGUUUUCAAAUUAGAUAUUAUUUAAACAUAUUUGGUAAUUGAAUGUGCAACUUCUAACAUGUUAGUGUAAAAAACUGUGGAAGUUAAUUCUGGAGUUUAAUUGUGGUGAAUGACAUUUUUUCUGUUCAUUUAUAUAUUGGGUGAAGGUUCAGAAAAGAGUGUUCUUCGGAUAGGGAUCUUUAAGUUUGUGAAUAUUAAAAAUUCAAGGUUCAGAAGGUAGCAGUUUGGAUUAUGAUUGAUCAUGAUGCAUAUAAAGCCGGUUCCCUUGUUAGAUCCUCAUACUGCCAGGAACCAGUGCAAAUUGAUCUGGGACUCGGCAGCUGGGCCCAGAAAUACACUUCCUGUCAAAAAGAAAGUAGGUUUUGUCAGUGAAUCGAGCCAGACUGUAGCAAGUUCAUUCUCUCAGAGUAGAUACCCUCGGAGAAAUAGUUUGGUUGCUACACGAAUAUCAUUCUAUGAGGACAGAACAGAGACAAUCCCUAGUGAAGAAAUCCCUGACACAGAAAGUAAAGUACAGGUUAAGAUAUCAUUUGACGACCAUGCUACGACCACCUUUGAGUAUGAGGGUGAGGAAGCUGCCCUUGAGACUUACCUCGAGGAACAUCCUGAUGAGAAAGAGGAAGCAGAAAGUGUCAAUAUAGUUAAUGGUGUUACUGAAACCAGUGAUGCACACUUAAUGAAUGAUUCUCCAGCAGUCCCGCUAGAACCAGAAACUCAUAUGAAAUCCAACACUGUCUUAGGCACAAGCGGAGGAGGUCUAACUAGCUACAAGUCAAAGAUACAGACCCAAGACUUUCAGUUUGGUAUGAGCCCUGAGCCUGAGGUCACGUACAGUAUGCCAGAGCUUGAACAGGAAGAACCCGAGAGUAUAGACCUGUUACCGGCCGAUGAUAAUGAACUUGAUGCUUUUUCAGCAGAAGUUGAUAAAGCUGAUAUGUUGUUUUGAUGUUGUGUCAAACAUAGGGUGAAAAAAUACAUAAAUUCAUAUGCAAUAUAUGGAACACUAAAUGUCUCAAAUGAGUACUCCGGGUGUUUACACAAGCUACAUCAUAUAUUGAUUACACAUUCAAUCUAGGCAUAAUAAUUGGUUGCAUAGAGAAAGGGCUGGCCAAGAUUACUGUGAAAACUUUUAAUACAUCUUAGUGAACAAAAUGACUUUCUUAGAUGCCGCAACAUUGCAUCUGUUCACUUCUCCAAAAUUAUCUGGAAAAAGAAAUUUGUGUGCUUUUUUUAAAAACAUACAUGUAUAUCGUUUGGUGAACAUUCAGCUGAAGACACAAAGCAUAGCUACAAAUAUUUUCAGUCCUUCAAAAUGUGGAAUUGAUUUGAAUCUGAAGGCGUCUUGCUGAACAUAUAGGCUGCAAGAUUGUCUUUCAACAGAAUAUUGAAGCCAGUACAGGAUUGCAGUGACAGACUUAUUGCCAAGCAUUUAUGUUCAAACAGGCUAUGCAAUAAUUUAUUUAGCAUCACAGAAAAUGUGCUAUUUAGGUUAUUAGAAAUUAGAGUUUUGUUUUAGUUUAUUUAUCGGUAGAAAAUAGAAAAAAAUAUUUUAGUAAACAUCACUAGGUGAUGUUAUUUCUCAAGGAUAUUUUUAUACAGCUCAGUAAUAAUUACAUGCAAGUUUUGGGAGCGGUAGAUAAUCUAUACAUUAUGUAAACAGUUUGUUUUUUUUGUAAUAAUUUGUUAAAACUUGAGCUGUUGCCAGUUUUUAAGGAGUUUUGAUUCUAUGUUUAAUAGAGGGAAAAGAAUAAUAGCUAUCAGUGUAGUAAUACUGAACUUUGGUACAUUAAAAAUGUCUUCUGCCUAGAAUAACUCAAUGAAUAAAGCAAUUUCACCCAACUUUAAAUUGAAAAAAAGGGGACUACUUUUUGCAACCGUAAACUGAACAGACUUUGUCUCACAUAAGCAUAUUAACAUCGCUUUAAAAUGAGGUCUGGUGGAAAAACAUUGGUACAUUUCAUUUUAAUAAGUCAGGGCAGGCAAAGUUACAUAACAUUUUAAGUCCUGCCAAGGCAGACAUUUGUUUAUUACAUUUAAAGUCUGACCAAGGCAAACAUUGAUUACAUAAUAUAUGUCUGACUGAAGCAAGAGGUAGUACAUUACAUUUAAGUCGAUGUGACAUUACUUUUAAGUCUGGUCAUGGCAAACAUUGGAACAUUUCAUUUAAAUUUGACUAGUCAAAUGCUGUUACAUUUAAAUCUGCCCAAAGGCAAACAUUGUUAAAUUACAUUUAAAUCUGAAUGAGGCAAACAUUGUUAAAUUACGUUUAAAUUACCUGAGGCAAACAUUGGUUUAUUACAUUUAAAUCUGGCUGAGGCAAACAUUGGUAUAUUACAUUUAAAUCUGAAUGCAGCAAAUAUUGGUAUAUUACAUUUAAGUCUGGUCAAGACAAGUCACGAUACAUUCUAUUUAAAAUUGACUGAGGCAAACAAUGUAUAUUACAUUUAAAUCUUGCCAAGGCAGAAAGUGUUACAUUGAAUUUAAAUCUAGUGGAGCAUUACAUCUAAAUCUGGUAGAGGCAAACAGUGGUAUUUAAGUCUGAGACAACGGUGUUGCAUAACAUUAAAUUUAAAUCCGGCCAAGGCAGACAGUGGUAUACAGACUAGUUCCAUAAAAGCUACAUAAACGUGCAGUGUCACAUUAUGAUGAUGCUUGGUAGUGUUAAGAUGUGUUCAUAUUAAUUGAUAUAAUCUGAUAUGUUUUAUUUAAACAUAUAAAUAUUUGUAUCUUUGUUUUGUCACUACAGUGUGAAGUGUGAAAGUAACUGUUAAAACUGUUAUUUUAAAUACAAAAAAUUUGGUUUAUAUAAGAAAUGUCCAUUCCAGAUGACAUUCCAACCAGCAGUAACAGUAAGUGAUAAAGAAUUGAACACCAUGUUUCGUUUUAAUUUCAGUUAAGUGCAAUACAGUUCAUAAAUUCCUCUAGCUUGAAAAUGACUACGAGUACCUGUAAAUAAGGAACAGAAUUACUCUAUCUGAUAUAUACGUGUUACUGCUACAGUGACGGAAGUAUGUGCGGCACUUUGAUGUUUACCUUGGUCUUGAGAUUUGACAGUAUAACCCUUCCGUUAGAUUUGUGAUGAUAAAGAGGUUCUGUAUGUCUUCCCUUACCAGGAAUAGAUUUUUCCCAAGUAUAAAUACAUAUUUUUUAUUACAAUAUUUCAUAAAGUUGUAAAUGUGUUCAGGUUUAAGUUGCUAUGGUGAAUCCUUAAAGGUAUACGUGUAGUAGACUUUCAAAAGUCUGUGAGACAAAGAGUUAGAAAAGAAUGAAAAGUAAGCUCAAAACCUGAAAAUUGCUGUACACAUUUUAAUACAGUACUGUGGAUUUGGUAUUUCUAUAUGGUCAACCUUUAGCUUUCUAAAUUUCUAAAAUGAUCUGGUCACUGAAAAUUAACUUACUGAAUUGCAAACAGUGCAGACCAUGAUCUGCAUGCAUCAUUGUGCAGGCUGAUCUUGGUCUGCACUGGUCGCAAAGGCAGAAUCAUUUGCCGCCAGCAGCCUAAAGGUUAAGUAGUUGAAAACCUUAUUAUUUGCAAUUCAAAGCUUGUGAGUUCUAAACAUAAGAAUGGUUAAUGUUUACCUAUGUUUUAAACUCGCAAGACACACCAUCUAUGAAUAUAUGAGUUUGUUUAAAUUUUGUUCCCAGUUUUGAAAAAAAUUGUGCUGAUGAUAUAUAUGGCUUUACUUUAUUUUCAAGUUGUUUAAAUAUAUGUACUAUAAAAGUCUUUGUACUUAAAUUACACAACUAAUGUAUAAUUUACAUUGUAUUCACCCUGAUGAAGUUACUUUAUGCAUUGACGGCAGUAUGGGCUGGUCCCCACAUGCCACCUUCUUUAUAUACAUUAAAUGCGUUAAACAUUGCAUUAAGAAAAAAUCAUUUUUGUUGAAAUAUGUGCUAAUUGUCCAAAGAGGCACAGCAUAAAAUGUUAGGGAUAUCAAAUGAUUUAUAUUUUAAACCCAUUUUUUUAGCCUUUGCUGUACGGAAAUAUUCUGGGUGUGCUGUUUUUGUACAUGAACACUUUGUCUAGAAUCACAUUUAGUCGUGCAGAGAAUGAACCAGCAAGUAAUGUAAAUGAGUUAAGUACAAGUAUUUUGUUGAAACUUUCAAGAAUAAUAAGAGUAUAUUCUGUUAUAUUGUAUGUAGUUUAUGUAUUGUAUGUUUUUCUUUCAUCUAUUUAUAGACAUAUGUAACCCUUACCCUGCUAAAUUUCUAUAAUGAACUUGUCCAUCUUUCAUUUUGGACAGUAUCAUUAAAAGGGGUUCUUACAAAAAGAUACUGACUGAAUGGCAAACAGUGCAGAUCAUAAUCUGACUGCACGGAUGUGCAGGCUGAUCAUGAUCUACACUGUUUGCAAAGGCAGAAUCAUUUGUGUCCUGCAUGAUAAGGGUUAAUACAUAAUAGAGUCAUCCUUAUAUCCUUCUUACAGGAAAAAGAAAGUGUACGAGAUAUAAGAUGAUUCAGAUACAUGACAGUGCAACUGAUCAUUUGAUAAGCUACAUUUAUUAUAUUUUGUUUUGAUCUAAGUUUCGAUUUUUUGCACCAGUUGUUAUGAAAAAAUCUUUUGUAAUUUGUUUUGCUGUUCAUUAAUUACACACCAUUCCCUGAUGUUUGUGUACACGAUUUAUCAGUGUUGUAUGUGGUUAUACGCUUGUACAUCCGUGACUGUGUAAGUUAUGACUUGUGUUCAUACCGUGAGUCACUUAUUGUUGUUAAGACUUGAUGUACCAGCAGCUUGUCCCAAACAUUUUAGAAAAUCACAGCUUUACUAACACUAGCUUUUUGUAAUACACCUGCAUAAUUUCUCUAUUUCAUUUUUACAUAUUAUUGUGUCAAGUCAUUUUACAUAUUUUGAUUAAUUAAUUUCAAACUCAUUUACCAAUGAAUUGUAUGGUCAAAUUUUCUUAUGUACAUUUGUAUUGCUUUAUUGUAGAACAAUAACUUCCAUUAUUUUUGUAUCUAUAUACUUACAUUAAAUUUUAAUUCUUUGCUGAAAUAACAUACUAUUCAUAAGUUGUUUUUUUUUACAUUAUUUGGUAAUAUUUUGCCACAAUUAAAGGGGCUUAAAAGUAAAAUAAAAUAUGUUGUUCAGUAACUGAUGUAAAAAUGCAUCAUCUGUAGACAAUUAUAUUCAUGAUUUAACAUAAUGGUCCAUCAACUCACCUGCACUUUGUUUCAUGCAAUCCUUGUCAAGUUCAGACCUCUGUGAAAAUCAUCCAACGUAGAGUAUUUUUUAUGAUGUUGCUCAUUUACACACAGUGUGUUUUUUUGUCUUUAAAACUCAGUUACACAUUUCCCUGCUAAAUUUCUAAAUUGGACUGGUCUAUCAUUCAGUUUUGGCGGUACCAUUUAUUAUUCGAAGAGGUGUUCACUGAAAAUUUACUGGCUGAAUAGUGAACAGUACAGACCAUGAUCAGCCUGCAUAGAUGCAAAGGCAGAAUCCCUUGCCACCAGCAGGCUAAAGGUUAAUUUAAAAAUGAUAUCUAUUGUGAAACAGUGAUCACACAAUGUCUCAUGGGGAUGAACAGAAUUCUCAAGUAGGGGACUACAUGAAUUGUCCAAAUGAGCUCAUAUGCUAGAGUCAUCAGUGCUUGAGCAAACCGUGUUUCACUGUAUUUAACUGCUGAAGCAGAGGUUAUGUGCUUAUAAAAUAUCCAUAGCUAAGUGGAUCAGCAGAAUUUCAAAAGGAAAAACAUUUUUAGUUCUGGAUACCUGUAUGAUCUCUAUAUUCAACCUUUGGCCUGCUGGUGGCAAAUGAUUUUGCCUUUGCGACCAAUAGACCAUGAUCAGUCUGUACAUCCUUGCAGUCUGAUCAUGGUAUGCACUGUUCGCUAUUCAGUCAGUAAAUUUUCAGUGAACACACCUUUGAAUGAUAAGUGGUACUGCCCAAAUUGAAUGAUGGACCAGUCCAUUUUAGAAAUUUAGCAGGGUUAAAUUUUUGUUAAGAAACAAGAACAAAUGUUAGUAGAAACUUAAUAAUAGAUUUGUGUUAUAUUUUAAAAAAUGCCUUGAACAUUUCCCCUGUACAUAUAUUCCAUUGACAAUAUAAUCAUUCCAAAAGCAUACAUUUUGCAGCAGCCAAUUUGAUUGUAUAGCAUAGAGUGCUUAGUGUUUUAACACGCAUAUCCAUUUUGAAAUUUAAUUGAUAAAAUUAUGUUCUUCAUGUCUUUCAGUGGCUUAUUGAAAUAUAAGGGUGGGUUUCACUGUUUUAACUCUUACUCUGCUAAAUUUCUAUAAUGAACUUGUCCGUCUUCCAGUUUGGACAGUACCAUUAACUGUUAAAAGGGGUACUUACCUAAAAGAUACUGGCUGAAUAGCCAACAGUGCAGAUCAUGAUCAGACUGCACAGAUGUGCAGGCUGAUCAUGAUCUACACUGGUCGCAAAGGCAGAACAAAUCAUGUCCUGCAUAUAGAGUUAUACAGUGAGUUUAUUAUGCUAUAAUUUAUUCUGGUACAACAGUUGAAUGAAGAACAAUGUAAGCUAUAAAUAAUUGAAAUUUCUUACAAAAAUAUACUUCAAAAUACAUAGAUGAAUAUGUAUAUUAUCAAGAACGUGAAAAUUUACACUUGCCUUAUUAAAAUGUGAAAGACAUUGAUGAAUCUUAGAAGUAUUUGAAUUUUACUAACAUAAACAUCAUAACUUAAGAAUAUCUUGCCCAAAAAUUUUGCUUUGCAUGUGACUCGGAGAGAGUAAUAUAUAGUUAAAACCAUUGAAAAGACAGGGAAAAAAAAGAUUGUUGGUUUUUUUUUUUUGUUUGAAUGUGCAAUCAAAAUAUCUUUCACUUAUGAACACAAAAUUACAUCCCUUAUGGCUGUAUAUCUCUUGUGAAAGUACUGCAUUUGGUUAUCACUCAGUGAAAUAUAUCUUGAUCUUACACUGAAACAAAAAAAUAGAGAAAUAUUGUAAUUGAAAUAUUUUGAAGUGUGAAGUACGAUUGCUAGAAUGUAUUUAGUGUAGAGACAUUAAUCUUUACCCUGCUAAAUUUCUGUAAUGAACUUGUCCAUCUUUGAAUUUGGACAGUACCAUUAACUGUUAAAAGGGGUGUUUACAAAAAAGAUACUGACUGAAUGGCGAACAGUGCAGAUCAUGAUCAGACUGCACAGAUGUGCAGGCUGAUCAUGAUCUACCCUGGUCGCAAAGGCAGAAUCAGUCAUGUCCAGCAUCAUAAGGGUUAAGUAGACAUAGAAAUGUUUGUUAUGGAUAUGCCUGUAAGUAGUUACAAACUGCUUAUAAAGCUAUGUAAUGCAUUCCAUAUAGAUUUUAUUAUUCUUUAUGAUACAACUAAGGAAAGUUUAUGUGUUUAAUAGAAUAUAUUUUUUGUUAAGUUUUAUAUAUUGUCCCUGCUUACAUUCUUACAACAAAGCAAAUAAUUCCCCAAACAAGGUUCUUCAAUAUUAUUUCAUAUAUAGUUGCUUUAAGUACACGAAAAUGUGAUUUACAUGUAAAGUUAGCAUCAUAUUUUCGUUAAUGUUAUAUUUGAUGGUAAAAUUUGAAACUUGCUGAUUUUGAUUAAAGAAAAAUGGAUUAUAAUUUUAUGUAGAUUCUUAAGAUACAAGUUUUUACAUUCAAUACAUUAUAAAUUAUAAAGUAAGUGCAUUUGGGUUUUAUAUGAAGUCAUUUUUUUGUUUAAGAGAUAAUUGAGCCGUGCCAUGAGAAAACCAACAUAGUGGGUUUGCAACCAGCAUCCGCGCAGUCUGGUCAGGAUCCAUGCUGUUCCCUUUUUAAAGCCUAUUGAAAUUGGAGAAACUGUUAGCGUACAGCAUGGAUCCUGACCAGACUACGCAGAUGCGCGGACUGGUCUGGAUCCAUGCUGGUUGCAAAGCCACUAUGUUGGUUUUCCCAUGGCACAGCUCAAUUAUUUGUCCCAAACUCAAUUCAUUAUUUCAUUAUUUCAUGUAAGAAAUAACCAGUUACCUUUGCAGAUAAAACAUUCUCUAGAUAUAACCUAUUAUCUGUAUAGAUAAAAGACAGUACUUCAUAGGUACAAGCAGUGAUUUAGGUAAAUAAAAUCUUUACUGUUCAUGUUCUGGACAUGUUGCUUUUCAAGAAAUAAUUUUGAAAACACUCCAAAGUUUUCAGGUUUUUGAAAAUAGGUCAGUAGUCGGAAAAAAAAGAAAAUUACGAAUAAAGAGUGUUUUAUAUACAUACAAUUUUCACUGAAUUGAAUACCAGUAGUUUUAAAACAAUAAUUAAGUGAACCACAGAUGCUACAUACUAAUUUCGUAGUUACUGUGUUCUUGACAAAAAGCGGUUUUGAACAAAACAACUGGUGGAUAUUUUUAAGUUGAUGAUAAUGUUGAUUUAUUCAAGUCACUACCUGGCUUGUAUCAUCUUUCAUGAAAUUUUUUUCAUCACAGCUCUGCUUUGUAUUACAUGAAAACACAUCAUGAAAUCAUGAGCUAUAGUUGUACUGUGAAUGUUUUACUUGUAGACAAAGCCAAUGUCUCCAUUUCUGCUUGUACACUGUCAGCAGGCAGUUUUUGCUAUAUUUUGACAUUUUAAGCUUUAAUGAAGUUCUUUUUUUGUUAAAAGUUCUCAUGCUUUGUUUUGUUAAAGAGUAUUUUUAUAUAAUGAUGCCAGUUAGCUUGAAGCAUGUUAUACUAGUAAUACGAAAUUACCACUUUUAUUGUUCAAAGUGGUAUUAUAACUUAGAAUGUAUGUAUGUGCAUGUGUCUGUAUGUUGUUGAACCUAACUGCACAGGCACUGCCUCAGCUAAAAUAUAAUGUAAAUCUACAGGAGUUACAGACAAAAUAGAAAAAAAAACGUUAAUAUCCAUUACAUGUCAGCUGAACUCUCAUUCAUGCUCAGCUGAUAAAUGUGUAAAACUUCUGACACUUUCAUACAAACAAGGGAAUAACAGGAUUGCCGAGCAGAGAUAAAAAUGAAAAUUAUAUUUCCUGUGUUAGAUCCCUGGACUGACACAAUUCUGUUUAGCAGUUUAUUAUUGUAUGUAUACAGUAUACAAUACAAAAUGUACUUGUUUUUACAGUGGUUAUUUUCAGUCAUUUAGUAAUAGAUUGCCAGAAUUUGCCAUAUAGAAUAUUAAGUUAUUUGUAUAUAGGUAAAAAGCUGUCAGAUACCUUUUGAAUCUUCUUAACCUUUAGUCUGCUAAAUUUCUACAAUGGACUGGUCUAUCAUUCAGUUUGGGCAAUACCAUUUGUUAUUUGAAGGGGUGCUUACUGAAAAUUUAAUGACUGAAUAGAAAACAGUGCAGACCCUGAUCAGCCUGCACGGACAUGUUCUUGGUCUGUGCCAAUCGCAAAGGCAGAAUCACAUGCCGCCAGCAGGCUAAAGGUUAAAGUAGUGUUACAGAAAUGUUUAGUUGUAGCUAGUUACUGUUACAAGCAAAGCUUUGGUUGCCACAACAGAAUCCACCUUGUCACAUUUUAUUGAUACAACGUAUUUAAAAGUAAGAAAAUAAUUAGACUAGAAACUUUUUUAUAAGGCAGAUUUUCAUAAGCUGGACUUCAUAUGAAUUCUUAAGGUAGUUCUGCAUGAUUUAAUGGCGUAACAUCAUUUAUCCAGAUAACUUAGAAUCAAGCCUGGACUUUGAAUAUGGAAGGAAAAACCAUUUUAAAGUCAAUGGCAACCUGCAGUUAACUCUAUUCUUAACAGUAAUGUUAUUGUCUUUAUAAAUAAUAAUUAUAUGGUGUUGAAUAGUUCCAAAUUUUGCCUUAAAAUCAGUUUGAUGUGUGGAUCUCUUAAAUCAUGGGCAAAUAUAUUCAAAACAAGAUCACAGAUUAUACAUAUUAUUUCACCAUACUAUUUAUAAUUGUGAGAAGUUUCAUUAAAAUCUAAAUUGUAGAAAGAAUUCUGUUUGCAAAAAUGUCAUCAAAAUUGUGAUUUUCUCAUAGACUGCCAGUAUGAACGCUUGUUUAAGGUCCACAGUUUUCAAGUCAAUGUAGCAAAAUAUCAGGCACAUUACCAUUAUUUGGCAAAUUUUCCCAGUUCCCGAGAUUUUGGAAAUUUAGGGUUUAAUCAAAUUCUACAUUGUAAAAAUUUUGAUCUGAGUCUGCAGAACUGCUUGUGUCAGUUGAUGUUGCUUUCUAAUGCUUAUAUUAAAGCUUAUUUGCAUACAACAGACAUAACAGACAUAACAGACAAGGAGGGUAUAAUGGUGAAUUGAGCCGUGCCAUGAGAAAACCAACAUAGUGGGUUUGCGACCAGCAUGGAUCCAGACCAGCCUGCGCAUCCGCGCAGUCUGGUCAGGCUCCAUGCUGUUCGCUUUUAAAGCCUAUUGGAAUUGGAGAAACUCUUAGCGAACAGCAUGGAUCCUGACCAGACUGCGCGGAUGCGCAGGCUGGUCUGGAUCCAUGCUGGUCGCAAACCCACUAUGUUGGUUUUCCCAUGGCACGGCUCAAUUUAAUAACAGCGGAAAUACAUUAGGUUGAAGAUAACUAAAUUUAAUUGCAGAACUGCUUAAAUUGUAGGUAUAAAAAGACAGUUAUAGUUAGGUAUAUUCAUUGACAGUACUGUUCGUAGGUAAUCUUUUUAGAAUCUAAUACAAACUGUUGCAAACUUGUACACUUGUAUUCUUAGUGAUAAACUAAUAUGUCUGAUUCAAAAAAGUUAAAUUAUUUUAUUUUGAGAUGAUUUAUUCAGCCAAAUCUCAUUAAAAUCUUUCUUGACUAGACAGUGAAAAAAAUAUAUCUUUAUCAGAAAUUAUUUCCUUCUUAAAUAAAGCUUGCGAGAGGACAUGAAAUUUUUCAGUGAUUUAUGGGUGUUUGUCAUAAGUUAACUCCAUGGUUACCAUGUACGUGUGGCUAGUUGUCUAGGAGACACAGAUCAUUAUUUUCCUUAUUUGAACGGUGCGUUUUCUUCAGACUCAGCACCCUGUUAGUUAUUAUACUGUUUCUUUUUGACUGUUGUUUCAAUGCUCUUGUCUCUGAUAAGAAGUUCUUUCAGCACAGGUUUUUGUACAUAUCCUUAGUGGUUCUUGAAAGUAACCUGAAAGAUGAUUGUUUACCUUUGUCCCGCUUUUAAUCAGGGUAUAAAUAUGACAGUUCUGUUUAAAUGUUUAACCUAGAUGGUGCACCGAUCUAAGAUUUCGAGGGGUUUUGUGUAUAAAUGGUUCGAAUAUUACAUGAUAAGAAGUGGUAUUCUAAGUUUUUUCACAUGUCAAAGUAACUUAUGAUUACGACACAAAAUAAUACAGGUAGAUAAUUUUCCAGUUCUGGAGCAAAAGUAAGUUUUGAAUUGGAGGUUCAUUUUACUGAAAUACGUUAUACAAGGAUCUUUACAUAGAUUUCGUUCAGAAAAGAAUUAAAACUAAUGAAAUGGACAGAAGAGUGUUAAGAUUUAUAUCUAUAAAUAUUAUGUACAUUGGAUUUUAAUUAUUAUGAUACAGGAAGGAUAAGCAGAAUGAAACUAAGUUGUAAUCAUAAUAUACAGGUGGUUGAAUUGUCUCCCUUUGAAAGCAUAUUGGUAAACCUUACUUGUUAGGUAUUUAAAAUACUCUGAAUACAACAGUUGGGCUUAUGGAUACAUAGGUGAUAACAUGUUUUCUGUGAUUUUUUAAAAUCUUUUUUAUUGAGUAUAAGUCUCAUUACGUAUAUAAUUAAUAAUUAUAUAAUAUAUUCUAUGUAUAUGUUACGGACAUUAUCAGUAUAUAAUAGUGUUUUUGUUUGUGUCUGUACUUUAAUUUUUUGUCUUUGAUUCUGGUAGUACUGUAUAUAGUCAGUGAGAUAACAAAUAAUAAAUUCAUACUACAGUAUAA